AUGCAAUCUUUUAUGCAAGCCAUCAAAUCUUACCAAGAGAAGGUUUUGAAGCAUUCGCUCUUAAGUGCCACAACAGCUGUCAAAAACAAGCUUUUGCAGCAUGUCUCCCUUACUUCCCUCCCUUCAGGGGAUGAAUCUGGGGACAAAACAGAAGUAGAGCCUUCAGCUGUCAUGCACAAAGGGCUUGAGAAUAUGACAGUCUCAGAAGUACUAAUGACAAAGGAAGGCGAAAAAGUUGGAUCCUGGCUUUGGUGUCGCAUGGAUGACACCGUGUACGAUGCUGUCAAGCAAAUGGCACAAAAUAAUAUAGGAUCUUUGGUGGUUCUAAAACCAGGACAGGAGCAGCUGAUUGCUGGCAUUGUUACAGAGAGAGACUAUCUGCGGAAAGUAAUUGUUAAGGACAGAUCAUCUAAAUACACAAGAGUUGGGGAAAUCAUGACUGAUCAGAAAAGCUUAGUAACAGUGACUUCAGAUACCAAUGUCCUCCAGGCAAUGAAGAUCAUGACAGAUAACCACAUACGGCAUGUUCCUGUCAUAGACGGGAAGGUGAUCGGCAUGAUUUCGGUAGUUGAUGUUGUACGUGCAGUAGUAGAGCAACAAAGAGGAGAUAUGAAGCGACUAAAUGAAUACAUUAGAGGCGAAUAUUAUUAG
Messenger RNA from Oldenlandia corymbosa var. corymbosa, 651 nucleotides. NCBI's taxonomy places the organism in Eukaryota, Viridiplantae, Streptophyta, Magnoliopsida, Gentianales, Rubiaceae. The record is from the annotation of a GenBank genome assembly.